Molecule: messenger RNA, 1651 nt
Organism: Varanus komodoensis (Komodo dragon)
Lineage: Eukaryota; Metazoa; Chordata; Lepidosauria; Squamata; Varanidae
Gene: MCAT
Product: malonyl-CoA-acyl carrier protein transacylase
Exons: 4
Coding region: 109-1266 (385 amino acids)
Molecular function (GO): transferase activity
Source: RefSeq, a predicted model, not a curated record
CCGGGCGGCCGCUUUUGCUCGCUGCACAAUCCUGCGACGGAUGUUAUCGUAGUAAUCCGCGGGGUUCAUCCCAGGCUCCUGCAGUUCGCCACGUGCUUGGAUCCCGCCAUGGCUAUGCGGGCACCGUGGGUUGCCGCACGGCGGUGGCUGAGUCGGAGCAAAAUGCCCGAGCUGCCCAAUGCGGGGCGAGGCGUGAAUGUGUCGGAGCUGCUGCAGAGCGCUAUGGGGGAGGAGGAGGUGGAGGGCGCGGAGGAAAGGGAUGUUCCGAGGGUACGGCGGGACCCCAACGACGUCUCUGUGCUGCUCUUCCCCGGGCAGGGCAGCCAGUUCGUGGGGAUGAGCCGGGGGCUACUGCACUACCCGAACGUGCGGGAGCUUUUCCGUGCAGCUGAGGAAGUGCUGGGCUACGACCUGUUGCGCCUGUGCCUGGAAGGGCCGAAGGCCGAACUGGACCGAACCGUCCACAGCCAACCCGCUGUCUUCGUCAGCUCUUUGGCUGCUUUGGAGAAGCUGCAUCAGCAGCAGCCCACGGUAGUUGAGAACUGUGUUGCAGCUGCUGGAUUCAGCAUUGGAGAAUAUGCAGCCCUUGUUUUUGCAGGCGCUAUAGACUAUGCAGAAGCUUUAUAUGCAGUAAAGGUACGUGCUGAAGCCAUGCAAGAAGCAUCAGAAGCUGUCCCGAGUGGAAUGCUAUCUGUCAUUGGCCAGGCUAAUUCUAAUUAUGUCACUGCCUGCUUGGAAGCUCGUGAAUACUGCAACUCAUUGGGCAUUAAAAAUUCUGUAUGUGCUAUUUCAAACUACUUGUUUCCAGAUGGUAGAGUCAUCGCAGGACACUUGCAGGCUUUAGAGUUUUUGCAGAAAAAUUCAAAAAAAUACUCCUUCGUACGAGUAAAAAUGCUGCCAGUCAGUGGUGCUUUUCAUACUGAACUUAUGGAAUCAGCGUUGGAACCUUUAUCUGAAGCCCUCAAAUCAAUUAACAUUCGACAGCCUCUUAUUCCUGUCUAUUCAAAUGUGGACAGCCAGAAAUAUAGACAACCAAAAUGGAUUCAGCGUUUGUUAGCAAAGCAGUUGAUUUCUCCAGUAAAAUGGGAACAAACAAUGCAUGCCAUCUAUGAAAGAAAAAAGGGAAUAUCAUUUCCUUACACAUAUGAAGUGGGGCCUGGAAAACAAUUAGGAACGAUUCUAAAAAGCUGCAAUUUGAAGGCCUGGGCAUUUUAUAAAAAUGUUGAUGUUACAGAAGAUGUAUCAAAACAGGAAAAAGAUCCAUAGUAGAUUCUGUCACAUCAUUUUACGUGUGUGUGUUGUUAAUCAUAGAUGAAGUCAUGACAGCAAUGAAGGAAUACACAAUGCAGAACCUUGAGUUAUUCACUGAACAGAGCCAUACACAGUUGUUCUGUUGGUAUCUGCUCCUUUCACUAGCUGUAUGUAGAAGAAUUGCUUGUCAGCUCAGAAACAAAAGUGCCCCCUCCAGUGGCACCUCUCUGGACUGAAAAAAUGGAUUCAUGAACAUCCAUAAAUCAGUGAUUUCAGCUACAGAUGCCCAAAACCUGUUUUGUACAUAUCUGAUUAAGCCAAAGGAGUAUGAUGACUUACAGUCACAAUCUUGUUUUGACUGUUAAGGAUCAGUGAUAUUAAAACAAGUUUAAAGUGUUUA